This is a messenger RNA of Oryzias latipes (Japanese medaka), 1188 nucleotides long. Its product is annotated as neurexophilin-1-like. NCBI's taxonomy places the organism in Eukaryota, Metazoa, Chordata, Actinopteri, Beloniformes, Adrianichthyidae. The record is from RefSeq and is a predicted model, not a curated record. Gene Ontology annotation, molecular function: signaling receptor binding.
GGGUGUGUGGGUAUCCUCCGGUUAAAGGGGGUGGGGGCACCUCUUAAUCUGUGUGUUGUGAAUGAAAGCAGCAGCACACGGUCAGCUUUCCUGCUGUCUCUUUGUCCCGUCGUGUGGAUUUAACAGUUGGAAAUGGAUCGUCCAAAGUUCCCUAAGCCUGGAUGAACUACCCAUUCAGAGGAAAACUGUUGGAAUGUGUGCAGGAUAAAGAUGUUUCUGUGUUUCUUUGUUUGGACUCUUUUGAGAGGAACCUUCUGUCUGCUGUUUCUUCUUCCACCUAAGACGGACGGCAACUUCAACAAGACGCCCUCCUCUCACCUCUACAGAAACCAGGAGGUUUCCUCGCAGAGAAACUGGGUGCUUGACGGCACGAGUGUCACCCAGAGUUUCAAACCAGCCACCAGGUCGUCCGUGACGGACUCAAAGCAGGGGUUUGGGUCAUGGAGCUCACACUCCAACCCCUCCAGGAAGGUGAAGCAUCAGCCCAGCUUGAAAUUUCAUGGAAUGUCAAAACUCUCCAGGACGUUAAACUGGGGGGACUUUUAUUCCAACAUCAAGACGGUCAAACUGAACUUGCUGAUUAUAGGAAAGAUUGUGGAUCAUGGCAACGGCUCUCUUGGCGUCUAUUUCCGUCACAACUCCACAGGUGUGGGCAACGUGUCCGUCAGCCUCGUCCCACCCUUAAAAGAGCUGGAGUUCGACCUGGAGCGCCAAAGCGUGGUCAACCCCAAGGACUCAAAGACAUUCAACUGCAGAGUUGAUUUUGAGAAGACUGAGAGCAGCAGGAAGGUGAUGCUGUGCAACUACGACCCGUCAAAGACCUGCGACCAGGAGCAAACACAGAGCCAUGUCACCUGGAUGUGCUCCAAACCCUUCCAGGUGAUCUGUGUCUAUGUGUCUUUCUACGGCACAGACUACCGGCUGGUUCAGAAAGUCUGUCCGGACUACAGAUCCCAGAGUCCUGCCUUCCUGCCUACUGACUGAAUGCAGGUCAAAAGGAUGAACUCCAAGGAAGCUGAAUCUACUUUCAGUCUUUAAGGCUGAGCCUAAGGAGAGACUGUGGAAUUUUUCCCCCCUAAAUAUUCUGAAAGAAAUGUUUUUUUUUUAGUUGAACAUAAUGCUUGCUGUUCACUUAAGCUUGAAACAUGUUUGUGAAAAUAAUGUAAGAACAUGAAAUAAAUGGAUAUU